This is a messenger RNA of Triplophysa rosa, 8848 nucleotides long. RefSeq names its product par-3 family cell polarity regulator alpha, a (gene pard3aa). NCBI's taxonomy places the organism in Eukaryota, Metazoa, Chordata, Actinopteri, Cypriniformes, Nemacheilidae. The record is from RefSeq and is a predicted model, not a curated record. The coding region runs from base 206 to 4162 and encodes 1318 amino acids. Gene Ontology annotation, cellular component: apical junction complex; apical plasma membrane; cell cortex. Gene Ontology annotation, biological process: microtubule cytoskeleton organization; establishment of cell polarity; establishment or maintenance of epithelial cell apical/basal polarity. Gene Ontology annotation, molecular function: protein binding; phosphatidylinositol binding. The transcript is spliced from 24 exons.
CACUCAGACUUGAGUGUUGAAGCCCAACCCACGGCCACUUCGCUCGAGACACACGCCGAACAGGUGAUCCAGUCCCACCUGGGCAACAAAAUAUGAGGAUUUAUCCCGCUUUUAACCUUUCCGGAUACAAUGUUAUUGACUCGUACUGAUUCUGUCUGAAGAGUAACGCACUUCCCUUCGGAGUCAUUGGGAAUAUUGGGCGAAUAUGAAAGUGACAGUAUGUUUUGGAAGGACCCGAGUGGUCGUUCCCUGUGGGGAUGGGAAUAUCCAAAUCCACAAUCUUAUUCAGCAAGCGGAAAUGCGAUAUAAAAAAGCCAUAGCCAAGGACGCCGGCUACUGGAUACACGUUCAUCGGUUAGAACAUGGAGACGGGGGCAUUUUGGACUUGGAUGAUAUACUUUGUGAUGUUGCUGAUGACAAAGACAGGCUGGUGGCGGUCUAUGAGGAGCAGGACCCCCAUCAUGGAGGUGACGGCACCAGCGCCAGCUCCACGGGAACCCAGAGUCCAGAGCUCUUCAGCGCUGGGGAACUUAACUCGAGUGAGAUCGAGGUCACCCCGUCUGCCCUCAGAAGCAACAUGCCCUUGCGUGUACGACGUAGCAGUGACCCGGCCCUGGCUGGCCUGCCUGAUGCCCAGCUACAACCAGAGGAACCUUCCCGCAAGAACCCAACACGCUGGUCCACCACUGCAGGGUUUCUGAAAGUCAACGCCAACAGCGGAACCAAUAGCUUAGAACGAAAGGGUAAGGGUCUGGAUACUUACCGCAGCCUUCCUCGUGAUUCCAGCGCCUGGGCCGCCCAGUUUCAGAGGGAAAACGCCCGCUCCUCUCUCAGUGCCAACCAUCCUUUAGUGGACCGAUGGCUUGAGCGUCAAGAGCAGGAGGAUGAAGAAGAGGUGGAGAGAACAGACAAAGGGAAGAACGGAAGGAUCGAGCCGGUGGGACGGGCAGAUUCCUGCGUAGAAUCAGCCUCACUUGACGAAAUGUUAAAGCUGGUUGAGGUGUCCAACGUCGGCGGGCCACUAGGAAUCCAUGUGGUGCCUUUCAGCAUUAAAGAUAAAAGGACGCUGGGUUUGUUAGUCAAGAGGCUGGAGAGGGGCGGAAAGGCAGAGCGCGAAGCUCUGUUCGAGGAGAACGACUGUAUCGUCCGGAUUAAUAACGCAGACCUGCGCAACAUCCGAUUUGAACAUGCCCAGAAUUUGUUCAGACAAGCAAUGCGUUCUCCACGUAUCCUGUUCCACGUAGUCCCAGCGGUGAAGAAACCUCAAUAUGAGGUGCUGUCUCAGAAUGAACUGGGCCUGCAGUCUGGUUCUGAUCCUGGUGACAGAGGGAGUGUGGUGGGAGGAGCUAUGGAGUACAGUCCAAGGAGGAUGUCUGAAGCAGAAUCGAACCUGGGGUAUCCCACGUUACCGCACCUGGCAAGAAGGACCCCACCGGGGCCCAUCCAUCCCGCCAGGCCUACGAGCGCCGCCUCUUCUGUGGGUUUCUCCAAAAAGAUAGGACGCAAGUUUAACGUGCUGCUGAGGAAAGGUCCCGAGGGGCUGGGUUUUAGUAUCACUUCCAGAGACGUCCCAAUUGGCAGUUCCGCCCCCAUAUAUGUGAAAAAUAUUCUCCCCCGUGGAGCCGCCAUCCAGGACGGACGUCUGAAAGCCGGAGACCGGCUGCUAGAGGUCAACAGAGUGGAUCUAAAUGGAAAGACUCAGGAAGAGGUUGUGUCCCUGUUGCGCUCGACCCCCAUGGGUGGCACUGUAGGUCUGCUCAUCGUCAGGCAAGAGGAUGCUUUUCUGCCCCGUGAAGUAAAAGAAGAACAAGAUGACUUAAUCUUAACCCCAGAUGGAACAAGAGAGUUCAUGACCUUCGAAAUUCCUCUGAACGACUCGGGCUCGGCUGGAUUAGGGGUUAGCGUCAAGGGCAACCGAACCAAAGAGUCCCACGCUGACCUGGGUAUUUUCGUCAAGUCUAUAAUCACUGGAGGGGCUGCCUGCAAGGACGGCCGAUUGAGGGUCAAUGACCAGCUCAUUGCCGUCAAUGGAGAGUCUCUAUUGGAAAAAACGAACCAGGAAGCAAUGGAGACCCUUCGCAAGUCCAUGUCCGUAGAGGGCAACAAAAGAGGCAUGAUCCAGCUGAUAGUGGCCCGGCGGGUCGAGGGAAGAGGAGAGGAAUCUCCAGGUAGUCCACCUGUGCCAGAUUUGCCUCUGAACUCUCCACUUGAUGAAUAUGAGCGACGGAUCUCUCAGUCACACUAUCCUGGAGAGAGUGUGGAUGACAACCACAGCCCACGACAUAACAUGAUGGGUAGAAUGAUGGGUAACUACCAGCUGUCCCCCACCGUGAACAUGCCAAGAGAUGACACCGUCAUCAUUGAAGAUGAUAGGCCACCUGUUCUUCCUGCCCGCUUGUCUGACCAAUCAUCAUCGAGCUCACACGAUGACAUGGGAUUUGUGACAGAGAUGCCUGACUGGCCCAAAGAUGUCCAGAUACAGGAAGAGAGUUCACUCAGUCCUGACGCAGAUAUGGAUGACAUGUUUCUCCGGGAGGGCUUCGGUCGGCAAAGCAUGUCGGAAAAGCGAACCAAACAAUACGCCGAUGCCGCUCAACUAGAAAUGAUCAAGAAUCGCAAAUCGAAGAGUAUGGACCUAGAAGCCGACGAGUUUAACCUCACAUCCCGCAAAGAGAGGAUAGAAGGCAACUCAACACGAGACGUUGGACCGUCGUUGGGCCUAAAGAAGUCUAGUUCCUUGGAGAGCCUCCAAACAGCUGUUGCCGAGGUGACGCUCAACGGAGACGUCCCUUUCCACAGGCCCCGCCCCAGAAUCAUCAGGGGAAGGGGAUGUAACGAGAGCUUUCGAGCGGCCAUCGACAAAUCAUACGACAAGCCAGGUGUGAUUAUAGUCAAUAAUGAUGAAGACGACGAGGGCAUGGAGACACUGGAAGAAGACACAGAAGAAAGCUCGCGAUCGGGCCGUGACUCCAUUUCCACGGCAACCGACCUCAGCCUUCCGCCCGGCGUGGAGAAACAGGUGAACGGGGGACAUAACAAAGAUGACAGAAAGAAGGAGCGAGGAGGGAAGGACAAAAAAGACAAGACUAAAGCCAAAAAAGGCGUGCUGAAAGGAAUCGGUGACAUGUUCAGGUUUGGCAAAAACAGAAAAGACGAGAGGCAAGGCGACAGGAUCGAGCGCAAGGGCUCCAGCAAGAACAAGAUGGAGGAAACUCAGGUCACAGAAGAGGAAACGCAGAGAAUGAGACUAGAACAAGAGAGGAUUCAAGCUAAGACCCGAGAGCUUCGAGAGCGACAGGCCAAAGAACAAGACUAUGCUGAGAUCCAGGACAUCAGAACCUUCAGUUCGGACGAGGAGCACACCUACGCGGGGAUCGGCUCUCUGGACUCUUCUCUGAACAGCAGUACGGACCUGAGCCAGAAUCCUCCAGCUCCGGAAAGCCCCAGAGACCAACCCCUGCCCUUAGAAUCUCUCUAUGCCCAGGUCAACAAGCCCCGCAAUGGACGGACACACUCCACAGACAGCAGCAGACUGGCGCCUAGCAACCACGACCGGAUACAGCAGUUACGACAAGAGUUCCAACAAGCCAAGCACGAGGAAGACCCCAAUGACCGCCGUCGUAGCUACAGCUUUCAGCAGCAGUCGUGGGCCAGUGCAGGGUCUUACACACCAACUGGACGCCACUCGGUUUCUGUGGAGACCCAAGUGCAGAGACAGAGAGAGGACUCCUUCACACAAGCCCAGAGGCAAUACAAUUCCUUACCACGGCAACCUCGUAAAAACCCCAGUACAGUAUCUCAAGACUCGUGGGAUAAAGUCUACCCUCCUGGCGAGGGAUUUCAGACCGCCAAAGAAAACCCACGCUACUCCAGUUACCAGGGAUCCCGAAAUACCAAUGGCUACCUAGGCGCCGUCUCCACGGGCAUGAACGCUCGAGUACUCCUGGAGACCCAAGAGCUCUUGAGACAGGAGCAGAGACGAAAGGAGCAGGAGGCGAAAACCAAGCUCUCCACUAUGCUGGAGACAGCAAGCCAGCCUCAGACCUCUGCUCCCACCACACCCAAAGGACCGUAUCGACAAGAUGUGCCCCCGUCGCCCACUCAACUCGCUCGGCUCAACCGCAUACAGACCCCUGAGAAGGGCCGUCCUUUCUACUCCUGAGACAAGAGAUCCAAGAAAGACAAACUGUAUCACAGCAAUAAUGUGUGUGGAGAGACACAGAACUGACUAGCCGGAGGAUUCUGGGUAAUUGGUUGUCAUUUUUGAACCCUUCUUCUUGUUUUUCUAACGUUUAAAUGAAUUGAAAUUUGUACACACUGAAGAUCUUUGUCUGAUAUUCAUCUCCAGUCCUCUCCUUUGACAGGUGUAUGCAUUGGUCUUGAAUACAUUGACGUUAGUUAUGACACUUGGUGGGGCCUUGGCUUGACAAUCACAUGACAGCCUGCCUGAGGCUUUGAUACAUGACUGUUCCCACAGUAUUGUGACCUACAUAUCAUGGGUUUUAGCAAGUAUGCAUGUAGGUGGAUGAAUCGCAUGCAACCUGUCAAGAGCGGUUCAUACUUCACUCCAAAAAUACUACAUGCAAUACUGUUCAGGAGUUUUGAAACACAAGGAUGAAGGUGUAUGCUUACCGUAAAUGUUUGAAAUUACGUUUGUAGACAAAAGAUUCAAUUGUUCAGUUGUGCCAACAUGAAUGAAAGUGAUAUACAAAAGAAAAACAGCCAAUAAGAGCCCAUGAUGGAUGAAAAUUCCUUCAAUAUUGUUUAAAUAAAGCUUCUCAGACUUCAGAGAUAAUUCGCUAGAAUAUGAAUAAAAAAAUAUUUUUAUUUUAUUUUAUAAUAUAAUUUUUUUUAUUAUAUAUAUAGUGAUUUAUCACCUUUUAUUGGGAAAGGACAGUAUGGAGCUGAGAGGAAUUUGUUGGGCAGGUAUAGGGAAGCGGGUUCGGCAAAAGACUCGAGACGGGAAUUGAACUCGGGUCGCAUUACGAAUAAAAAAUGUUAACGAAUAUAACGAAAUAAAACGAAUGUUUCAAAACCUUUGAACAGUAAAAUGACAAAAAAAAUCAUCAAUGAUUUUUCACUUGGGAGGUCUUUAAUUAGCGAUUUUGUUCCGUUACAAUUCACAUCAUUUUCUUGUUACUGUUUUACAGUAAAUGUUACUGUAAGUUUUUUUUUAAUAAGAUGAGCAUAAAUUAACAGGCACUACAACAGAUACUACCAGGAUGUAUAACUACUUUAUAAUUUGAAUGAUAUACUGUAUCAUUAUUGUUUUCACGGUACAGUAAUGACAUUUUGAGGUGGAAAAGAGUAUGUAUCAUGUGUACAGGCCAUGUACGCAGUGUCUAGCUAUACUAGAUGCUCAUGUCAUGACCUCACAACCCUGCAGGUUUCUGCUGCUGAAAUCUCUUUAACCCGUCAUACAUCUCACUUGCACAUCAUGUGACACCGCCUAUGCCCACCCACCUCAUUAUUAGUUCCGUCUUCAGCUUGUUCCUCUAUUUUGUGGCAGUCUAAAGAUCUCAUCCUGUCUAAUGGUCAUCUAUCCCAGCCCAGGAAUUUACCAUUUGUGGUGAUUAAGUAACAUUUUAUAUGUUUUUUUAAAUAAUUGGUUAAAAUGUUUCCUAGUUUAAUAUGCAAGCUUGACUAUUAAUUGUUUUGGUUUUUGUCCCUCUAACAUGCACUAAUGAGACUAGUGAGACCAUUAGCGUAUGUAUAUUAAAGUAACCAGAGUCAUUUUAACCACUUAUGUAUUUGUGAUUUACAGUAUAGUGUGAGAUUCAUUGCUUUUAGACCCAUCAAGCGUGGAUGUGACUCUCUGACCUUUUUCCCCAUACAAACUGUCUUUGGUUUCAGUGACACAGAGGCCAGAUCUGUUCCACUUUUUCAUUUAUCAUGUAGGUAAAUGGGCAGUUGCUCGCGCACAUGUUCCACAAUAAGCUCAGGUUACAGCUCGCCCGCCAGUAGCCACGGAUACUUUGUAAAACCUGUUUAAAGGAAUAGCUCACCCCAUAAUUUAACAUCUGUCAUCAUUUGCUCAAUUUCAUUAUAAAGGCGACUGAUCACACGCUUUUUUACCUGUCGAUAGUGACCAGGCUCUGUCACGCUCCAAAAAAAUCUAAAUAAUAAAAGUCACCCAUGAAUUUGAACGCUAAAAUUUGUACGACAAAGAAUUAAAUUUAAAUCAGAUUUUUUUCAAACUUUGUGCAUCUGAGGACGGAUUCACGAAACUGUUCUUAAAGGAGCCGCAUGUAAAAUUGACACCUAGCGGUUGAGCUUGGUAUCGCAGUCCAAAUUUUUAAAUAUCGGCGAGGGGUUUUCCCCGCCCCUCCUCAGACUCCACGCUCACAGGAGUUGCCAGACACUUAUAGGAGUGUAAUGGAAAGCAUCAACUCUUGCAAACACUGUAAGUUUAUCUGAUAAUUUAUACGUUUGCAGUGGUUUUGUUGUUUGCAAAUAUAACUCAAUCAGCAGCACGUUUCAGAGGUUGCGUCCUCCGGAGGUUGCAUUUACGGGCCAUAUUGAGGUCUCAUUAUAAUAACUGUAAUAAAAUUGUAUAUUACUCCUCGUAAGUUGUAAAAAAAUAUAGUAAUUCUUUCUAAGUUUGCAACGUAAUAGUACCGGAAAGGGUGGAAUCGUUUGUUUGCCAGAUCAUUUGUUUGCUGCAAUAUGUUGUGAUUGUCGGCAACUGGCAACCAAGCUGUCAAAAUACACUAGUGGGUAAAUCGUCAGUGGGCGGGGUCACACGGACUAAAACAAAAACAGACAUUAUGGGGCCUCAUUUAUAAAACGUGCGUACGCACAGAUUUGAUCGUAAAGAGUGCAUACGCAAAAAAUCACGGCAAUGUUCAUAUUUAUAAAAACGGUCUUUAACGUGGAAAAGUGCUUAGCGCCACGUCAGGGUCUGAGUAGACGUACACAUUUUCCUUGUCCAAGUGCUGCAGGUUUUUGGAAAUAUAAGUCAUUCUUACCGCUCGUAUAGGAUUUGGACAUUGACAGGUGCUCUUUCAUAUAUCAAUGACAUUAUUUAGACAUCUUUAAAAGACGGAAAUCUGAAACUGUUCAGCUGCGUGCAAUUUCACGAUCAUUUGCGAUUUCACAUCUGAUGGAGAGGCGUACGUUCGUUCUAUGAAUUACACGUACGCACUUUGAGAAAUGAUCGUAAAAACCCAUUUAGGGCGGUUUCUACGCAACAUUUGAUAAAUUAGGCCCCUGGCACGGAACGCACAUUUCAGAGUGGAAUACCUGGCUAUAGCGUUGUAUUUUGGACAAACCAAUCAAUGAACUUAAUAUGUUCGUAGACAUUUAGGAAACACACUAAGGUAUUGUUUUGAUUUAAUACAGUAAAUAUAUUACAUACAGGUCCUUUAAGACAAAAUAUAAGAUUGUUCUUAAGAUCAGUUAUAGGAAGUUCGUAAGAAUGUUCCUUCUUAAGAAGUUUUCAAAUAUUUUCUUGAGAAAAUCUUAAUUUAUUUCAUAUAAAAAAUAAAAUGGCAUACUUUGUAAAUCAUCUUAUGAAAAAAUGUAAGAACUGUCUUAAGACGUUUUUUCUGUAAUACAAAAAAUUCCUACAUUUGUUCUUAAAUUCGAAAGUAAAAAAAUAUGGCAGUUAAGCAGAAUUUUCUUCUUGAGAAUGUUUUGUGAAUCCAGCCCCUGGACACCUCACGCCAGGUUUGACCUCACUGACCUCAAAUGGCAUUGACUGUGGCGUGUCUAAAACUUGAACGAGCAGGAUUUUUACCAAACAACUUCUUAAAUUAGACUACGUCUGGACUUCUUUUAUGGUGUUUUUAUUUUGGAGCUUGGCGAAAAAGUAGAAAGGUUUAAACAUAAUUCAAAGCAUAUCCUUUGGAGUUGUUAUAAAAGAGUAACGCAGUCCUUCAACACUUUUGAAUUUCAUUUUUGGCUAAACUGUUCCUUUAAAUUCAGAAAUAUUAAUUUAGAAAUCUAACAAAUGUGACUUUUGAUAUCCGUUUGUACAGUAUGUGUGUGUGUGUGAGAGGGGGGGGGGGGAUGUAUGAGAUUGUGUAUCACCAGUGCCUGUAACACAAGUCCCUCUUGUCUAUGAACUGUAUCUUGGCAGAAACAUAAAACACUUGGCCACAUUUUCAAGAGCGAAAGCUGAAAAAGUGCAAUAAGCUCUCACAAAAAGGAAGGCCAAGCCCAUUGACCGAUGUACUUUCCUCCAAGUCUCUCAAAGUGAGUUUGGAACACAAGUCCUCCUGGCGUCUCUCUCUGUCUCGCAUCCAUUUAUCGUGGAAACAUUCAGUACGGCUAUUCUGUACACCAAGCAAUGAGGGAUAGCUUCCUGCUCUCUGAGGGUUCGGUACUUCCUCCCUAGACACUUAUCGGUUCUGUGGUACGACAUGAUGUACUCUAGUAUUGAAUCUAUGAACAGAAAAGGUGGAAACUAUUUUCCAGAUCCUUUUUUUACGUGCGUGGUGCUGGCUGCUUAUCUAUUUUGUAUAACGUUGUAUACGCAAGUUGUUUUUGAUGGGAAGUGCCUGUGUAUGAAAAGGGAUGUUUUUAUAUGUUGAACAUUAACGUCGUACAAAUGCACAUAUAUUUACAAUGAAAUGAUUUCUUUUGAUUUUUUCUCAUGAUCCAGCAUUUGUUGUAAUCAAGGAUUCUGCUAAUCUGCACAUUUUAAUGUAUUUGUAUGAUCUUUGUUUAUGUAUUUCAUAGGUACAAUGGUGUUCUGAUAGCUCCUGUAUGAGUGCAUAUAUUUUUUUACACACAGUUUUUACCUAAUGUGUCAAAAUGUACACAAAGCUUCUCUGUACAUAUCAAAUCUAUAUUCAAUAAACAGUUUCUUCAUUCUGUUUACAGUAAGCAUAAGUGUGUGUCAUUA